Paramecium pentaurelia is the source of this 1234-nucleotide messenger RNA. NCBI's taxonomy places the organism in Eukaryota, Ciliophora, Oligohymenophorea, Peniculida, Parameciidae. The record is from the annotation of a GenBank genome assembly.
AUGAUUUUAUAUUUAUUAUUUUAACUAAUUAGUGCCUAUGUAAAGAUAGAUUUACUUAAGUCUUCACCUAACCAUUAUAAUAAACAUUUAAGAAAUGAUCUAUUGAUCAACAAUUUCAAGAAUAUGCAAUAUACUGGGAUAAUUAAAAUAGGGGAAUAGGAUCUUGAAUUGUUAUUUGAUACAGGUUCAUCUAUUUUUUGGGUAAAUUAUAAAUACUAUUAAGGUAUUUUCAAAUACAUGUCCCUCAUAAUCAAAGAGAAGUUCAUUUGAUUGUCAAUCAAGUUCUAAUUGUUUAAUGACAUAAGAAUAAUAUAAUGUUUAAUAUGGUUAAGGGGAAAUAGGAGGUAACAAAGCAUUUGAUUAGUUACAGAUAUCUAACAAUAUGACAAUUAAAAAUUUUCAAUUCUUAAUAGUGAAUUCAUAAUCUAAUAUAGAUAAUUUGAGAGCUGAUGGAAUUUGUGGAUUGGGAUUACAAGAAUAAUUUGGAUUCAAUUCAUUAAUCAAUAUGCUUUAUGAUUAACAUUUGAUUGAAAAGAGAGUAUUUACAUUCUUUUUGAAUUCAAUACCAGAAUAAAUAAAUAAUUCAUCUGUUUUAUUCUUGGGUGGUUAUGAUACUCGUUACAUGAGUUCAGAUGUGUAAUAUGUUAAAUUAGAUAAAAGUGAUUCAUGGUCAGUAAAAUUAAAUAAUAUAUAAAUGAAUAAUAAAGUUCUAAUUAAUGAUGUAUCAGCAUUAAUAGAUACUGGUACUUCUUUGAUAGUAAUACCAACUCAUUAAUUUACUUAAUUAUUAUCAAAUUUAAGAGAUUAAUACAAAUAAUUUUGUUAAUAUUCUUAAUAUUAAAUAAAAUGUUCAUGUCCUGAUGGUGAUUUUUCGCAUUUUCCUGAUUUUGAAUUUAAUUUAGAGGGUGAUUUGAAAUUAAUAUUAAGUCCUAAUGAUUACAUUUAUAUGGAUGUAUCAGUUUGUGUAUUAGCAUUUACAAAGAGUUCUAAUAAUUAUUGGAUUUUAGGUGAUACAUUCAUAAGAAAACAUAUAACAAUAUUUGAUAUUGAUAAUAAAUAAAUUGGAUUUGCUAAAUUAGCUACAUUUGAGAAAUAAAGUAAAUAAAUUUAGAUAAAUGAUUAUUUGUAUAUAUUUAAAGUGGUUUGUGUAUGUAUUUGUGUAGCAAUAGCAUUAAUAUGGAUAAUUAGAUAAGUGAGUUGUUUAGGUGAAGCAAGUCAUGAGAUGUAUAAAUGA